AUGCCCAAGCAAAGGACGCCCUUUGAGCUGCCGGGGUGGAAUUUACCCCUGACGCACAAGCCCAAGCGGGACAUGAGAUUUGCCAAUGCAUUGGAUACGAACGAUAUCGAGGUAGGGUGGUGCGGAUAUACGUUUACGCUGCGCGAGCUCCUCAUGAUGCAGAUCAUGGAGUCUGUGACUGAUAAGCCGGAUUGGGAGAAGAAGGUCUUUAUCGAGGAAAUCACCAACAAAUGGAGAGAGGAGAUUGCCCAGAGCGGCAAGGACGUCACUGAUAGUAUGAUCGAAUACAUCAUGGACGAGCUAAAGUGGAAAGCCGAGGAAUAUAUAAAGACCGGCAUUAUUACGGCCUACGAUCCCGGCGUCAUCAAGUCCGACACCAUCAUCUCACACGACCUUCAGCGGAAGCUGAUUAACGCGGUCAAGCCGCUUGAAGACGUCCCGGAGAAAGAAAAAGACUAUCACCCACGGUCGGACAACAAGGUCGUUGACCUCGUGCACCCUUCGCUCUUCCCGCUCAUCUACGGACGCACCAAGAUCCUCCCGGACAAGCUGAUUAGCCUCGACGACUGCUUCUUUAGCGUCGGACAGGGCGAGGUCAUCAAAGUCCCGGAAGAAGAAACCGCCCCACGGGGUUGGAACUAUCACGGCCAUGACCCGUAUAGCCACAAGUUCCAGUGGCUCCCGUGCAACGUCGAGUUUACAGACGAUGGGCAGUGCAAGAUCGCCUCAUACAUCAACAACCUGCACCCGGCAAAACACAGGGAGCUGUACGGUGUCAUUGAGCAAAUCAUGACACGCGCUCUUCCUCUCUGGAAUCUCUCGCUAACGUCGCAGAGCUGGGACAUUCCGCGUCGCAUUAAGUACAGGAUGGUCGAUUAUCUACCUGAUGUAGAGCCCGAGCCUGAGCAGGGAUCUGACGAGGAGGAUGAAGCUUUUUGGGACCGCCAGGAAGCCUGGCAAGAAAGACGACAGCCGAUACAUCCCGAGCCACGGGGCUUCCAGGCUCCCGAGCCGGAACAGGAAGAGCCGCUUUUGGAGCAAUUCCGCGAGAAUGGGCUGCAGGUCAUUGUGAAGCUUGCCAAUAUCGAGCUCACACCGGAGAAACCAGAAUAUGAGGGUGGAUCAUGGCACAUUGAAGGACAGCUGAACGAACGAAUCUGCGCCACGGCCAUCUACUACUAUGACUCGGAAAACGUCACGUCCAGCAGCCUCGCCUUCCGUCACCGCGCAUCAACGGACACCUUUGAUGACGUGGAGUACGAACAGGGCGAGUUCCAGUUCCUGCGCGUCUUCGGCUUCGAUAGUGACGCCGGCAAUGACCGCAGCGGCUCCAAAAUCACGCAAAACCUCGGCGCCGUUGAUACACGGGCCGGUCGUCUCUUGACCUUCCCUAAUACAUUGCAGCACUGUGUCUCGCCCUUUUCUCUCGAGGACCCUACGAAGCCAGGCCAUCGCAAGAUCCUCGCCCUGUUCCUGAUUGACCCGACACGACGGGUGAUUUCGACGGCGAAUGUGCCGCCGCAGAGGGAGGACUGGUGCAAAGAGUGGAAGGAGGCGACGAGGGAUGUUCUGGCGCCAAGAUUGCCCGUCGAGUUGCAGCAGAUGGUGCAUCGCGAUGUAGACUUUAAGCCGAUGACGCUGGACGAGGCGAAGAAGUACCGGUUGGAGCUGAUGGACGAGAGGGCGGCCAAGGUGGAGCAGGAGAAUCACGAGUUUGAGGAUGGCGGAUUUGCGCUGUGCGAGCAUUAG
Aspergillus calidoustus is the source of this 1749-nucleotide messenger RNA. NCBI's taxonomy places the organism in Eukaryota, Fungi, Ascomycota, Eurotiomycetes, Eurotiales, Aspergillaceae. The record is from the annotation of a GenBank genome assembly.